This is a messenger RNA of Eurytemora carolleeae, 563 nucleotides long. RefSeq names its product very long-chain-fatty-acid--CoA ligase bubblegum. Bases 24 to 545 code for a protein of 173 amino acids. The transcript has 6 exons. NCBI's taxonomy places the organism in Eukaryota, Metazoa, Arthropoda, Copepoda, Calanoida, Temoridae. Gene Ontology annotation, cellular component: endoplasmic reticulum; membrane. The record is from RefSeq and is a predicted model, not a curated record. Gene Ontology annotation, molecular function: long-chain fatty acid-CoA ligase activity.
ACAGUACAGUACAGUACAAUAAAAUGAUUAUGAAUUUUAGUUCUGUUGAGGCUGGGUACACUCCUAUUUCUGUUCCUGGAUUACUAACUAAAUCAGUUAAUGAAGCGGCAAACCUUUCUGCUAUGAGAGUUCGGGACCCGCACAGCAAUGAUGAGAGAGUUUGGACCUGGUUUCAGUAUCAGGAAGAAGUAAAAAACAUUGCUAAAGCGUUUAUCAAGCUGGGACUGGAUAGGUUUGAAUCUGUCUGUAUUCUUGGGUUCAAUGCACCGGAAUGGGCAAUAGCUAGCUUAGCAGCAAUACAUGCAGGAGGAUUAUCAGUAGGUGUGUAUCCGACCAAUGGGAAAGAGGCCUGCAAGUACAUACUGGAGAACUCUAAAUGUAGCAUCUUAGUUGUAGAAGAUCAGAAACAGCUGGAUAAGGUUUGGGAACUUCGGAAUGAGAUUUCAAGCUUGAACAAAAUAAUUCAAUAUUCUGGAACUCCUAGCCAUCCAGGAGUACUCAGCUGGAAGGUUAGAAUUAACUAUUCAAUAUUCUCGAACUCCUAGCUAUCCAGGAGUACUCAG